Scedosporium apiospermum is the source of this 1284-nucleotide messenger RNA. RefSeq lists its product as uncharacterized. Bases 1 to 1284 code for a protein of 427 amino acids. Gene Ontology annotation, molecular function: electron-transferring-flavoprotein dehydrogenase activity; flavin adenine dinucleotide binding. Gene Ontology annotation, cellular component: cytoplasm. NCBI's taxonomy places the organism in Eukaryota, Fungi, Ascomycota, Sordariomycetes, Microascales, Microascaceae. The record is from RefSeq and is a predicted model, not a curated record. The transcript has 5 exons.
AUGAGCCCACCACUCACUCUUCCCACGCCGGCCGCCGUGACCAAGAUCCUGGUCAUCGGAGGCUCCUACGCUGGCCUCUCCGCCACCGUCAACCUUCUCGACCUGGGCAACCACCUCAAGCCUAGGCUUGCCUACCCGAAUUAUAAGCACACUCCUGAUGCGCCGCGGACGCCUGUUGAUAUCACAAUCGUAGAUGAACGAGAUGGCUUCUUCCAUCUCAUAGGCUCACCUCUCGCAUUCGCGUCCACCGACUACGCUUCCCAGUCCUGGGUUCGCUUCCAGGACAUCCCGGCCCUGCAAGUUCCCAACGUACGCUUUGUGCAGGGCAGCGUUACGGAAGUCGAUUGCGCCGCGAAGAAGGCUAGCAUCCUGAACCAGACCACUAAGCAGAUCUCUGUGGAGGAUUAUGAUUUCCUCGUUGCAGCUCCCGGUCUGAGGAGGCCAUACCCUGUUGUGCCUCAGUCGUUGAACAGGAAGCAGUUCCUCAUUGAGGCGGAGGAGCAUGUUCACGCUGUUUCGAACGCCACCCACGGUGUGGUUGUUGUCGGUGGUGGAGCCGUCGGCAUUGAGAUGGCCGCUGAGCUCAAGGUCACCCAACCCGACUUGAAGGUCACCCUCAUCCACUCUCGUGAUAAGCUUCUCUCUUCCGAGGAUCUUUCCGAUGAGGCCAAAGACUGUGCUCUCGACCUCAUCAAGGAGACGGGCGUUGAGGUCAUCCUCGGCAAGCGUCUCAAGGACACAAAGGCCGAAGUCAAGGAUGGCAUCAAGAAGAUUGAAAUUGAGCUGAGCGACGGCUCUAAGUUGAUUGCCAGUGAAGUCCUCAUGGCAAUCUCCAACCCCGUUCCCUCGAGCAAGUUCUUCCCCAAGUCUGCUCUUGACGGGGAGGGCUACGUUAACAUCACCCCUCGCCUCCAACUUAAGGAAGGGACCCCCAAUCCCACCUCCCACUUCGCCGUCGGUGACGUCGUCCACUGGUCCGGAAUUAAGCGCGCCGGUCGCGCCAUGCACAUGGGCUACUACGCCGCUGUCAACAUCCAUCAAACCAUGCUCUCGCGUGUCAUUCCUGACCAUGAGCCCUUCUUCCAUGAGCUCGAUCCCGUUCCUGCCAUGAUGGGCCUCGCUGUUGGCAAGAAGGCUCUGGCGUGUGGACCCGACGGGAUGUCGUUUGGCGAGGAUGUGAUGGAGGCGUACUUUAGAGACGAUUUGGGCUUUGCGAUUUGCUGGGAGUACAUGAAGCUGUCCGAGGACAAGUGGAAGGACAGGCUUGCUCGUGGGUUACAUUGA